CACCGUGGUUCUAAUUUUACGCGAAAAUUGCAAUUUUCUGUGUUUUUUCUACAUUCUCUUUUAAAGCGGACGUUGAACACGGCAUUUAGAAAUAAUCGUACAAACAAAUAAACCACAAUUAUUAAUUUACAAAGUUUAAUAUUACAAGUUAUUAAUAAUUGAACAAUUAAAAUAAACAAAACUUAAUAGAGAGAGUGGAAAAAAAAACAGGUGCACAAAUAGACGAAACACAAAAGAGAAAAAACAACGAAUAGACAAAAUACAGAGAACAAAUUAACAAAAAAAGGAGGCGUAUAGUUGAAUAAAUAAAAAAUAUCAGAUUUAAUAGAGAUGCAUAAAUUAUAAAUUGAUGUGAAAAAAAUUGAUUUAAUAAACAAAACACGUACGCAGUAAUGAAACAUUAAAUAUAAAAAAACAACAACAAAUUAAAAGAAAAAAAUUCUAGAAUUCAUAAUUAUGGAAAAUUGAAAGAUAAACAGAGGAAAAACAUAAAAAGAAAAGGAUUAUGUGAGACUUGAGUGUGUGUUUCAGCCGAGAAAAAUUGCUUGUUUUUAGUUUGAGUUCUUUGUUUCGGAAAACUUGUAAAAGUUGGCCCUUAUUCUUUACUACUGGCAAACGUAUUUUCGUUUUUAGGCCAUUUAAGUUCAAUUACCUUUUAAUUAAAAUAUAAAAUAUUAAAAAAAGAAAAAAAAAAUCAAAUUUAUAUAAUUUUGAUUUUUGUAAUAAUUUAAAGAAAAGAGCAGUGGCGGGGGUCAUUAAACUGAAGUGUAAGUGAGUUGUCUGUGCAAUUGCUAAUAGCAAACACAUAUUAAUAGGGAGAGGUUUUUGCUAUUUCUCUAGUAAACCUUUAAUAUGUGGAAGUGUCACAAGUGCGGUAAACCCGUCUACUUUGCGGAACGCAAACAGUCCUUGGGUUAUGACUGGCAUCCCGAGUGUUUGAGAUGUGAAGAAUGUGGCAAACGUUUAAAUCCCGGACAACAUGCAGAGCAUAAAGGUGUGCCUUAUUGUCAUGUGCCAUGUUAUGGUGCUCUUUUUGGACCCCAACUAUUUGGCCAUGGUACACGUGUGGAAUCUCAUAAAAGUUUUGGCAACAAAACUGCUUUUAAUAGACCCGGUCAACAGAACGGUCCCUCUUUACCCAGAGAUCAUUUGGAGUCUAAAUUAAAGGUUUACAAUCAAUUCUAUGACAAUAAAAGUAUGGAAGUGAGAAGCCGAGAAGUUAACAAUCGUUUAAUACUCGAAGGAGCUUUGCGUGUCUACUGGGGCGUGCAAGGUGUUAUACAUUUGAAGGAAGAUGAUGAUCAGCGUACAUUUGUAGUGCGUAAACGUAAUUCAUGUCGUGUAUCAAAAGCUGAUAAUGAUGCUUCUGACAAAGAAAACAAUGAUGGUACUGAAUCAUUUGAGGCUGCUACCACAACAAGCGAUCAAGUAGAUGCCAUUUCCACAGACGUUUCGUUAAGUGAGAGUAUGACUUUUGAUUCAUGCAGUUUGAAUGAAUAUCCAGAAUUGCCUACAACACCCGAAGAUGCUUCGGCUCAAACUACGGGUUCCAGUGUAACAGAAACCCUUACGAAUGGUAAACAUGAAGAAGAUUCUUCUUCUACUACCACCACUUUGUGUGAAGAGCAGUCAACAUCGAAUAUCACAUCAACAACAACAACCACAAACAAUAACACUAACAAUUGUGUUAGUUCCACAUUGCCCUCGAAAUUGGACAAAUUGGAAAAGUUAGAUUGGGAUGAAAUUGAUGAUCUGUUGCAGGUGGAAAGACGUGUCAGUGAAAAAGAUAAAGUUUAUGAAACUAUGCCAGUACGUCUGCCCUCGGCUUCGCCUCAAAACUCUUCAUCUUCAACCCCUACUUCCGAAAGUUCUAAAACAAUGUCGAAUCAAAAUAGCACCGAUUCAACAAAUAUCGAAGAGGCUUCACCCUCGAAAACUUCUUCCUCCUCCACCACCACAUCACUGGCUAGUUCUUCCUCCUCCUCCACUACAACAACAACUUCUUCCGAUAAUUUUCUUACAGCCACUGCCUCAUUGAAUACGACUACUACGGCUGAUAGCAGCACAAAUGCCAAUACCACCACUUCAACCACUACCGUAGAUAAUUACGAAACCUCCGAUGAUGCCACUUUGAAACCCAUGGAUUUUGAAGACUUUAAACGUAGCGUCCACCAAGACUACGUCAAUGGUGCCAAUUCUUUCCAGGAACACAAUGAUGAUACUCUUAAGCGCAAUCAACCUAUAGAUCCUUCACGUAUACACGAUUCCCUUAAGCUGUACAAUGCUGCCGACAAUCCCAUGAGUAAAAGUUUUAAUUGCGAACAUGCUCUGCGUUCUAUAGAUGCUACUUUUAUAAAUGAUACUUUAUCAUUAAAAUUCAAUGAGGGUGGUUCGCCUCUAAAACGUUCACCCUAUGCUUUACAGAAAAGUGGUUCUGCGCAGGCGCAAUUAAUGGUUACAAAUGGUCGUUUCGAAAAGGGUAUAAAUCGCUCCAAAUCGGGACCUUCUUGUGUCGUCUACUCCUCCAGUGAUGACGAUGAUGAUUCGACUUUAAAACCACGUCUAAGGCGAGAUGGCACAGCAGGAGAUGAUCAGCAUAUUUCGGCUACUAUACGUAAAAGUGAUAUACCACCAAAAUUUAUACAAAUCAAAAUGAAUUGUUAUCCCAAAGAAGGUACCAGUGAUUGUGACUCCAGCCGCCAGGAUAAUGUACAAUCAACAACAUCACAAAGUGGUGCUGCGGCCGGCGAUGAAUUGACUCAGACGGAGUCUUUGUAUACAGCAACAUCAGGUGGUGCUCAUCACAAUAUGAACAGCAAUACGCAUCAUUUAGAUAAUGAUGAACAACCGUUGCAUAUUACAGAGGAUGGUGUAGUAUUGAGAAGACCACCUCGUACAGGAGCGGCAGCCAUAAAGAGACGAAGUGGUAAUAGAAGAUCCCGUACCAAACUAAAACGACGUUGUUCUAUUAAUGGUCACUUUUAUAAUCGUGAAACUUCAUUCUUUACGCCACCCUAUGGUUCACAAAUGUCCGUUUGGGUAACAUCACUGGUGACCACACAAGAGGUUAUAAAUUUGUUAUUGGAAAAAUAUCGGGUAGAUAGUGCAGUAGAGAAUUUUUCACUCUUCAUUAUAAGAGACAAUGGUGAACAAAAACGUCUCAAGGACAAUGAAUAUCCCCUAAUAACACGUAUUAUGAUGGGACCCCAUGAAGAUGUAGCCAAAUUAUUUUUAGUCGAUGCCAAGAAAACUGAUGAAAUAAGCAAUGAAGUUGCACAAUUUUUGAAUUUAUCAUUGCCAGAAUGUCGUGCUAUACUUGAACGUUAUGAUCAAGAAUUAGAUCGAGAAGUUACCAAAGUUAGAGAAAAAUAUGCGGAAUUGCGACGUCGUAUUGUUGGUCGUAUGGAAUCUCUUAAAGUUCAUUUAUAAAUGUUCUUCUUUUUUUCCCUCUCUCAAAUACUUUUUACUUUCCUUGAUGAAAAAAAAAAUCCAAGUUUUAAAUAUAAAAUUAAAGUGUUUAGUUUGUAUUAAAAUUUUAGCGGCACAAUUUAUUAUUUGCAAUUAAGAAACAAAAUAUUUAACAUUUUCCUUUAUGGUCUGUCCAAUUAAAGUUGCCCAAAGCAUUUUAUAGUGCGCGUUUAAAGCAGUAUUUAUUUACAAAACAAAAUAAUCUUAAUAUUUUUCGAACAAUCAAGUGUCAUAGCACAUUUUUUUUUUUUAAUUUAAACAUUUUUUAACUUUUAUUAUUACCAUUUUUUUCAUAUAUUUUACUUGUUUUAUUCUACUAUUAUUGUUGUUUAGUUUACUAACCAUUUAAUUCACCAAACCAACAAUUAAGUUUUAACUUUAUUAACCUAUUCAACUGAAACUCUGAACAAAAACAAACAAAUAAUUAACAAAAUAAUAUAAAAAAUAAAAACAAUUGAAAUCAAAACAUUUAAUUGUAAUAUUGAAAAUAAAGUGCAUUUAACAUAAAACAUAUAAAAUGUGUAAUGUGUUGAAUUGCACAAUUUAACAAUUGGUCUGAAUUUGAUAAUAGUUAAACAAUAUCAAUUUGUUUGUUUAUUUUACAAAUAAUGUAAUAAUAAUUAUUGUAGUUUUUAUAUAAAAAUUAAAAAAAUACGUUUUGUUUUUUUAAAAAUGCAAGAAAAACUUAACGAAAAAAAUAUAUAUACAUAUAAUAAAGAAAUCUCUAUAAAGUCCCCAGUGUUUAACAAAAAAA
Molecule: messenger RNA, 4222 nt
Organism: Lucilia sericata (common green bottle fly)
Lineage: Eukaryota; Metazoa; Arthropoda; Insecta; Diptera; Calliphoridae
Gene: Rassf
Product: serine-rich adhesin for platelets
Exons: 8
Coding region: 853-3429 (858 amino acids)
Biological process (GO): signal transduction
Source: RefSeq, a predicted model, not a curated record